Molecule: messenger RNA, 2577 nt
Organism: Eimeria mitis
Lineage: Eukaryota; Apicomplexa; Conoidasida; Eucoccidiorida; Eimeriidae
Exons: 5
Coding region: 1-2577 (858 amino acids)
Source: RefSeq, a predicted model, not a curated record
AUGGUUGCAAGGGGCCCACCACCUGAGGGGGGCCCCCCGGGGGGCCCCCCUGCUGAGCAGGGGAGCGGUGGCGCUGCUGCACCUUCUGCUGCUGCUGCUGCUGCUGCUGCUGCUGCUGUUUCAGGAGCAGCAGCAGCAGCAAGACAAAGCGUUUUGCAGGUAGGAGCUAUAAGAAUAGGUGGUAGUCAUAUAGAUCCAACAGCAGCAACAGCAGCAACAGCAGCAGCAGCAACAGCAGCAACUGCAGCAACAGCAACAGCAGCAGCAACAGCAGCAACUGCUGCUGUUGCUGGAGCAGCAGCAGCAGCAAGAAAGAGUAUACUAACGCAGUAUAGAAAUAGCUUAAGCAAUUCAGACACGGCAGCAGCAGCAGCAGCAGCAGCAGCAACAGCCCCUGCUGCUGCUGAAGAUGCUUCUGCUGUUGCUGCUGCUGCUGCUGAUGGCCAGGGUCGUGCUGCAACAGCCCCUGCUGCUGCUGGUGCUGCUGCUCCUGCUGCAGCAGGAGCAGCAGCAGCUGCUGCUGUUGCUGUUGCUGGUGCAGCAAGAAAAAGUAUAAUGCAGCUAAAACCAGCAGAGAUAUCCAGUUCUGCUGCUGCUGCUGCUCCUGCUGCUGCUGCUGCUCCUGCUGCUGCUGCUGCUGCUUCUGCUGCUGCUGCUGCUGCUGUUGCUGGAGCAGCAGAAAGGGCAAGAGGAACCUUAAUAAUCAGAACCUCCUUGCUGCUGCCGGGGGGGGGCUCAAGAGCCAAGCAGCAGCAGCAGCAGCAGCAGCAGGAACAGCAGCAGCAGCAGCAGCAGCAGCAGGGGCAGGAACAGCAGGAGCAGCAACAGCAGCAGCAGCAGAAACAGCAGCCGUCACAAGAUGGCGAACAGCAGCAGCAGCAGCAACAACAACAGCAACCAUCAUCAGAAGGGGAGCAGCAGCAAGUGCCUGAGCUGGAACAGCAACAGCAGCAGCAGCAGCAGCAGCAGCAGCAGCAAAAGCAGCAGCAGCCGAUGCAGCAAGCUGUGGAGCCUUCAGAGGACCUUCAGCAGCAGCAGCAGCAAAAGAAAAAGAAGCAGCAGCAGCAGGAGAAGCAGCAGCAGAAGGAGCAGCAGCAAGAGAAGCAGCAGCAAGAGAAGCAGCAAGAGAAGCAGCAAGAGGGUCAGGAAGAGAAACUGCAGCAGCCGCAGCAGCAGCAGCAGCAGCAACAACAGCAGCAACAACAGCAGCAGCCGCAGCAGCAGCAGCAGGAACAAAAACAGAAGAAGCAGCAGCAGCAGCAGCAGCAAGAGCAGCAGCAGCAGCAGCAGCAACAGCAGCAGCAGAUGGAGCUACACGAUGAGGCACAGACACAAGUCAGAGGGGACAGCAGCAAACAGCAACAGCAGCAGCAGCAGCAGCAGCAACAGCAGCAGCAGCAGCAGCAAGAGCAGCAGCAACAGCAACAGCAACCACAAAUGCAGCAGCAGCAAGCCAACAGUGCAGCAGCAAGACGUAGAAGUUCUCUGGAGGCUGCUGCUGCUGCUCUUCAGGCAGCUGCUGCUUCUGCUGCUGCAGCAGCUGCAGCAGCAGCACGGGCUGAGGAGGCAGCAGCAGAAGGAGAUUCAGAUGCAGCAGCAGCAGCAGCAGCAGCAGCAGAUGGAGAUGAGUCCCUAGACAGGCUGCUGCAGGAGCUGGAUCUGUGGCAGCAGCAAGGAUCUACAGCAGCAGCAGCAGCAGCAGGAGCAGCAGCAGGACAAGACACAGAAGAGAGGAGACCUUCAGAGACAGCAGACGAAGCUGCUGCUGCUGCUGCUGCUGCUGCUGCUGCUGCUCCGAGAGAUAGCAUGGCUGUGUGGAUGGCAGCAGCAGCAACAACAGACCCUGAGCUGCUGGCGCUGCUGCAGCAGCAAGUGAACCCUGGGGGCCCGAGCUGGAGGACGGGCCGCUGCAGCAUAACGGAGAGAGAGCGGCAGCAGGUGCUGGCGGGGUUUGCUGCUUGGCAGCAGCAGCAGCAGCAGCAGCAGCAGCAGCAGCAGGAGCUGGAGUGUACAGGCACCAUAUUUCCUUGGGUAGAUAAACGCAGCAGAGAUAGAAUCAGCAGCAGCAGCAGCAGCAGCAACCUGCAGCGGUUGUUUGGCCCCCAACACCGCAGCAACAGCAGCAGCAGCAGCAGCAGCAGCAGCAGCAGCAGCAGCAGCAGCAGACGGUUGAUAUCUCGCCCUCAUAGUUGUGGUGUACGUACACUGCGAUCAGAUGUAUUACUGCAGCAGCGGCAGCAGCAAAUGCUGCAGCAGCUGCAGCAGCAGCAGCAGCAGCAAGAGGAGGGCGCUGAGCACCAGCAGCAACAGCAGCAACAGCAGCAACAGCAGCAACAGCAGCAGCAGCACCAGCACCUACAGCAGCAGCAGCACCACCACCACCAACAGCAGCACCAACAGCAGCAGCAGCAUCAGCAGCAGCAGCAUCAGCAGCAGCACCACCAGCACCACCAGAACCACCAGAACCAACAGCACCAGCAGCAGCAGCACCACCACCACCAACAGCAGCAGCAGCAGCAGCAGCAGCAGCAGCAGCAGCAGCAAGUGUGUGUGUGCGCAGGUGUUUAUAUCGUAUGA